CUCAUUACCAUUCGUCGAUAAAAUUUUGAAUCGUAAUUAGUUGUGAAACGUGCCGCGAGAGAUGGAAGAGUCGAGAGAGAGAUUGAGAUAGAUUCAAAUUAUCCCAAAUAUAUGUUUCUCUCAAUUGUUACUGUCUAAAUAAGUGAAUUUUAUUAAUGAAAAAUGAUCGCGAAUUUUUUCCCGUAAAGCAUCAGAUGUUUGCAUAAAACUUUGCUUACACAAUCGCUAUUAUGUAUGACAAUAUCGCGAUUUCGGCGAUUUCGCGAUCGAUGUCAUCUUCGAAUAAUUUUCACGUUAGCAGGCGCUAGGAUGGAGAAACCGGCAUGCAAGUAAACGCUUUGAAUACAUAUAUUAAACAUGAAUAUGUAUGUAAUCUUAUUUAAUUUCACGUUCAAUUUAAGAAUACUAUUUCUAAGAAUAUUAUUAUCUAGAUUCUUUGAAGAAGAACCAAAUCAAAUUUUCCUGUAACUGCAAUGAUAUUCUCUUAUAAUAUCGAUAUACAAGGGUUGUCCAUAGAGAAACCGAACUUUAAAAAAGUGACCGAAUACGAUGAUUUGGUGCCAUUUGCUUUGUGGCACUAUGUAGUGGGAUUCUUUUCAAGCAACUUUUUCAUACCACGAGCAUGACGCUAUCGUUCUUAGUUAACGUUUUAUGGUGGUUUGAAUGAGGUUGUGUUCGGCGUUCGUAGCGAUUUUCUAGACGUGGCAAUUUUUUUUUUUUUUUUUUUUUUUUUUCUAGAAUUUCUUACAGAGUUUAAGAUGAGAGGUAUUAGUGAGAAAGAAGUGGCCGGAAGCGUGGACCAGCAAUUCAUCGAUGCUGCAUCACGACAAUGCACCCGCACACGCGUUGUUCCUUAUCAAAGAUGAGUUUUUGGCAAGACACGCGACGAUUGUUGUUCAACCACCUACUCUGCUUUCUCACUGCCUCUGUCAAACUUUACAAGAAAUUAAGAAGAAAAAAAAAACGCCACGUCUAGAAAAUCGCCACGAACGCCGAACACAACCUCAUUCGAACCACCAUAAAACGUAAACUAAGAACAAUAGCGUCAUGCUCGUGAUGUAAGAAAAAAGAAUCAUCGCACUCGAGCGCUUUUUUAAAAGUUCGGUUAUUUUAUGGACAGCCCUUGUAUAUGAUAUAAUAUAAAUUUGAUAUUUUAAUAUUGGCCAUUCUACAAGUUACAAUUAAUGAUUAAAUUUAAACCGCAUUUUUAGAAACGGACAUUAAUUACCAAAUAAGAAUGAAAAGGAAAUUAAACUUUAUUCUAUAAACAGUAAAGAAUAUUAUUAGCUUUCUUGCAUCUUUUCUUCUCUAUUCAAUAUUCUUCUUCUUUGUGUGUGUGUGUCACCAUAUUUGGCGACCUAAUUAGAUAGUUGGAAAGUACAGUGCACCGCUGUUACAACGCGAUAUUAUUGCGGUGCAAUGCGGCCACAAUGUCGGCGAACGCGUUGGCGGCAAAUUAUCCGAGCAAUUACCUUGGCGAGCAGAAAAAUGUCUGCAAAGGUGAUAGUCGCAAACUCGAAGAUUGAGACGUAAAAAAGAAACGUUCGAACAUUUUCUUUACGAUUUCGUAAUAUGCUUGGAAAACUGCAUGCAACUUCUUAGCACACGAUAUUUAGAAUUUUUCAGAGAGAAAGUUGAUGCGCACGCAUUCACGGAAUUUGUCACCAAGAUUAGUCAAUCAGGCGGUGUUCGAAGAUACUUUUAUUAAAUGCAGACGAACUUUCCCAUGUCAUGGAAUCCUUCUUUUAAGUGGGUAAUCGAUUCAAAAUGAAACCCGCCGUCAUACAAUCGAGAGUGGAGAAAGGAAGAUUUGUUGUAAUCGGGCGCGUUUUCGUCGCCCGGAGCGAUUCCGAGAGGAUUUUAGCUGCUUAAUCAGAAAGUAACGUUUCAUGAUGGGCGCAGAUCGAGCGAAGCAUACUUCGCCGGAGGAAAAUACCGAGAGAAGAAGUGGGUUCCUUAUUCGUAACGUUCACCGUUCUAUCUGGUGGCUGUCUCCCACCUGACGGACCACAAGAACUCUUCCCACAUCGGAGAAGUAAAACUCUCGGACCUUUUCUGAUCUUCAACAGUUCCGAACUCGUUCUCGUCGACGUGCGAACUCGUUAAACUCAACUGGCAGCUUAGGCUCUUCCUGAUCUCUCGCCUCUUCUCAACUACGGGAAGCAAGUAAGGAAGGAAGGAAGGAAGGAAGGAAGACGCGCUGCGCUUGAAUUCAAUGCUAGUAUCUUGGAAAACGCGCAGGAGACGAGAAUUUCUUCUGCGCCAUUAGACGAGAACACGAUACUGAUAAGAUCGAAGAAGUUGAAACAAACGUUAAGACAAUAAGGGGAACGUCAUCUGCACAUCUGAUCUCAGCGAGAUAAUUAAAAGAAAGAAAAUUCUGAUGUACCGGAAUUGGUGAAAUUCGAAGAAGAAUACAACAGGUGCUUCGUCGUGGUGUGAACGUCGAGAUUGAGAGCCAGAAAGAAAAUUAUUUUCCGCGAUGAAGCGAAGAUAUUUGUGCGUUCUAUGGACCGCGUUGAUACUGCGAGUGGACAUCUUCAUAGCUGCUGAAGUCGAUCCUGCAAUUUUAAAUCCCGAUUUACCGCAUUUUCAACAGGGUCACAUUGUGCAUGAUCCGCGACCUCGUCUCUCGGUUUCCCAGCAAGCUCAGAUACUGAGCGAUGUGCAGCAACAUCAACAACAAUAUCGGCGUCCCACGCAAGAUUCCAAAAACUCGCGGGUAACGUCCUUUCCCCCGUAUGAUCAAGUACAAUCCAGCACGCCGUACGCUUCCUUGGCUAAAUACAAGGUCGAUCGAACAAAGCAGCAACAAUUGCAGCAAUUACUACAACAACAACAGCAGGUGCAACAACUUUUACAACGACAACAACAAAAGAUUGCUCAGCAAUUUAGUGCUUCGAAUUUAGUGAACGGCGGCGGUUCAAUUCAGACACCGCAAUUCCAGCAGCAACAAUAUAAUAAUGGCCAAUACAACCAGAAUGGCUUCCAAAAUCUUCAUCAAGACUUGUCGCAACCACUGUUUAGCGAUCAGCAGACGGUGCAGCUGCAAGAAUAUCUCGAGAAACAACGCGAGCUGGAACUGUUGCAAAAACAACGACAGCAAUUGUUGUAUGAGCAGCAAGAAUUGCGCAGGCAGCAAGAGCUGCUACGACUUGAGCAACUAAAGAAGCUCACGUCCACUACGGCACCUCUAUCAACCGCGACAUCGGCCCCGAUUGUUGUCAGCACGACUUCCGCGCCAUUGCUGCUAUCUUCGCCAAAGGCGCGACGAAUCACACCAUCGGAAGCAGAUCUUUUUCUUAAGGCAAUUGCUAAUCAUCAGAAAAAAUAUACAACGGCAAUACCAACAACGAGUACAACGACCACUACUACCACAUCUUCGCCAUCCAAUAAACUCCAUCUAAUAAACUCCAAGACUCACCAGGAGAUACCGGAGAAUCUACUCAGUCUUAUUCAGGACCAAGAAAAUCGAUCGGCGCAGCAGAACAAACUGAAACCGCAGAUCAAAGUGAUCUAUCAAACCGAUAAACCGAGUUCUACGCAACAAACUUCCAGCGGUAAAAGCAGAAGCUCCCAACAAUCCGCGGUUUCUGAAAGGGAAUUGUUGCUAAAGCAGCUCAAACUUGCUCUGGCUCAGUCCGGCGACAAUGAUGACAUCGUUAGAAAUGUCACUACCAGAGAUCUGAUAUUGCCGAACGGCAAAAAGAUUCAGGUUAUUCAUGCGCCGAACGGUUUGUCCUCCAUUACACCGUCGACCGGCAGUUCAACCCUUCAGACAUCGGUUCUGCUAUCCUCGACGACAACCACCAUCAAGCCGCCUAAGGCAAUCUUUGAAGAGUUAACAAAGGGCGGCGUGCUGCCGCCAGGCGCCGAUUUCGAGAUUAUCCGACAGAAGAGCGACGGAAAGCUCGAGGAAAUCGGCAAGACACCGAUCAUUCAGAAUCCGGCGAAGAAGGUCACGUUUGUCGUGUUAGAAGAGCAGUCGGAUGGCAGUUACAAAGUGCAAGGUGUCAAAGGCAACGCCAAUGACAAGGAAAGCGGCACCGAUGUCGAGUCCAUCGUUGAAAGAAUAAAAAAAGGCGAAUUGAAACUACCACCCAGCUCAUUUGUAUCGACUACCCAGCCUUCCACGCUCGAACAUUUCGAGUCCAGCUUCGAUCCAAAUUUAGUGUCGACUGAUAUAUCCAGAACGUCUCUUCAAUCUAUCAGCACUUCGGCGGCGACCUUCAGACCUACCACUCUUAGAUCCACCUCAAAACAUAGCGAAAGCAAGUCAACAACGACGGAUUAUUUUCCUUACGUUACGGUAUCACCAAACUCUGUGUCCACGACCGACAAAUACGUGACCUCGGCAUCUAGUGUCACGGGCCACGUAUACAACGCAUUAAAUCCCAGUCCAACCAAGACGAGCUUGUCAGAUCACAUUCCACGUGUGACCACCAAGUAUUCAUCGUCCACUAAGGGCCAAUUUAUCCCGACGAUGGCGCCGGUGAACGAAAUCGUGACUACAGUGACGCCGACAACCUCUUACAUACAUUUUUCUAGACAACCGUCGACGGAAGCCUCGUCAACGUUGAGAGCAUCAUCUCACAGCACCUUGCAAUCUAGUUCGCAGAACGGGAAUAUCGUUUCUCAGGAAAAGGACUAUGAAAGGACUACCGUGUUGCCUUCGACGAAAAUUCUGUCGGAAAGUUUAGCCACGCUGUUGAGGAGAGAGGGUCUUUUCGCUAUGGCAAAAUAUCUGAGGCAAUCAGGAUUAGAUAAUGUGUUGAAUGAAACUGGUCCAUAUACUGUAUUCGUCCCUACAGACAAGGCAUUCAGGACGUUAUUAGUGCAGCUGGGAGGACCAGAGAAAGCUGAGGAGAAGUUUCACGAUAAUCCGAGACUCUUAAGUGGGCUCCUCCUUCAUCACGUUAUACCAGGAGCUUUCAGGAUCGACUCCCUGCAGGAUGAGAUGACCGGUGUCAGUCUCGCUGGGACGCAAUUACGAGUAAAUGAAUACGCGAUGCAGGAUCACGAGUGGAAUGAUAUAAAAGUAACGUCGAUAAACGGGGCACGCGUCGCACCCAACAAACGGGACAUCGAGAUUCCUCAAGGUAUCGCUCAUGCUGUCGACAGGGUCAUGUUCCCGCUUCCGGUCGGAGAUUUGGUGCAGACUCUGCAAGCCGAUCGUGAGAGGAGAUUCACUAUGUUCCUCAGAAUGCUUCACAUGUCAGGCUUAGAGGACACACUCGCGGGACCGAAGACAUUCACUAUCUUUGCACCGAUCGAUUCCGCUUUCACCGAUGCGUCCGUGAAAAAUGGCGCGUCAAUCUGGACGGAAGAGGACGGUGCGGAAGCAGCAAAAGCUAUAAUCUCGCGGCAUGUAAUUCCUACAACUCUUUACACAGCGGGUAUGAGGUAUUACAUUCAAAAGGAUACCCUUCGUCCGCAGUCGCCAGUUCAUAUUCACAAAAAUGGUGGACGAGUACGGAUAAAUGAGGCACACGUUGUAACUCAUAAUGUGCCAGCAACGAAUGGAGUGUUGCACGCUAUUGACGGAAUUCUGUAAAUUUUUGCGGUUUGAAUGAUGAGUAUGUGAAUCAACGAUAUCGAAUUGCAGCGUAGGUUGCAAUC
Molecule: messenger RNA, 5619 nt
Organism: Formica exsecta
Lineage: Eukaryota; Metazoa; Arthropoda; Insecta; Hymenoptera; Formicidae
Exons: 12
Coding region: 2483-5554 (1023 amino acids)
Biological process (GO): extracellular matrix organization; cell adhesion
Cellular component (GO): extracellular matrix
Molecular function (GO): cell adhesion molecule binding
Source: RefSeq, a predicted model, not a curated record